This is a messenger RNA of Rasamsonia emersonii CBS 393.64, 1659 nucleotides long. Its product is annotated as Ubiquitin-protein ligase. The transcript has 6 exons. Gene Ontology annotation, molecular function: ubiquitin protein ligase activity. Gene Ontology annotation, biological process: protein polyubiquitination; proteasome-mediated ubiquitin-dependent protein catabolic process. NCBI's taxonomy places the organism in Eukaryota, Fungi, Ascomycota, Eurotiomycetes, Eurotiales, Trichocomaceae. Gene Ontology annotation, cellular component: nuclear speck. The annotation marks the transcript as partial. The record is from RefSeq and is a predicted model, not a curated record.
GUUCUUCACGAGAUCAAUGCUCACCUGGACGAUCUCCUGGCCGAGAGCAAGGAACUGGUUGCGAUCAAACCCGAAUCGUUGCAACAGUUCAUCAACACCAAGCUCACGGCCAAAUUGAACCGACAACUGGAGGAGCCCUUGAUUGUCGCCAGCGGCUGUCUCCCGAGCUGGAGCGAGGAUCUGGCUCGCGAGUUCCCAUUCCUGUUCCCAUUCGAGACACGACACUUGUUCCUCCAGUCGACGGCGUUUGGGUAUGCCCGGUCGAUGAUGCGGUGGCAGAACUCGCAGUCGGACGAUAGUCGCCGCGAUCAGCGCCGAGAUGAUCGUCCGUUCUUGGGCCGCCUGCAACGACAGAAGGUCCGUAUCUCCCGGUCACGCAUCUUGGAAUCCGCCAUGAAGGUGAUGGAGUUGUAUGGAUCGUCGCCCAGCAUCCUCGAGGUCGAGUACUUUGAAGAAGUUGGGACCGGUCUGGGUCCGACGCUCGAGUUCUAUUCGACUGUCUCCAAGGAGUUUUCUAAGAAGAAGCUCAAGAUCUGGCGGGAGAACGAGUCGAACGAGGAUGACGAAUACGCCUUUGGCAAGCACGGUCUCUUCCCGGCGCCCAUGAGCGACGAGCAGGCUGCCUCGGAGGCCGGCAAGAAGCAACUUCAACUGUUCAGGACUCUUGGCAAGUUCGUGGCGCGAUCCAUGCUGGAUUCGAGAAUCAUCGACAUCAACUUCAACCCCACCUUCUUCCGCGUUGGGACAACCUCUGUUCCCCCGACCCUGGGCACCGUGAGGACAGUCGAUCAGAAUCUGGCGAAUUCUCUACUUUUAUUGAAGCGAUUCGCCAAUGCGAAGAAACAGAUCAGUGAGGACGUCUCGCUGUCGGCGGAUGAAAAGGUGCGAGCGAUCCAGAACAUCCAAGUCGACGGCGUCAGCGUGGAAGACUUGGGACUGGACUUUACGCUGCCCGGGUAUCCCUCGAUUGAGCUGAUUCCGAACGGGUCGAACGUUGCAGUGACGAUUGACAAUGUCGAUGUCUAUGUGGAUCGCGUCAUUGACAUGACCUUGGGAAGCGGGGUGCGGCGGCAAAUUGAAGCCUUCCGAGCCGGCUUCUCUCAGGUGUUCCCAUACUCGGCGCUUCGAACGUUCACGCCGAAUGAGCUGGUCAUGCUGUUUGGCCGGGUUGAGGAGGACUGGUCGAUUGAAACGCUCAUGGACUCGAUCAAAGCGGACCAUGGCUUCAACAUGGACAGCAAGAGUGUGCGCAAUCUGCUGCAGAUCAUGAGCGAGCUGAACCACCAGCAACGCCGCGACUUUUUGCAAUUUGUCACGGGGAGCCCCAAGCUUCCGAUCGGAGGUUUCAAGAGUCUCACGCCCAUGUUCACUGUGGUGUGCCGCCCCAGCGAACCUCCGUACAAGUCAGAUGACUACCUGCCGAGUGUGAUGACUUGCGUGAACUAUCUCAAGCUGCCGGACUACAGCAGCUUGGAGGUGUUGCUGUUUGUCAUAGUUUAUCACAUACCCAGAGAAUGCAAGGUUGUAGGGAAGGCAUUAAUGGAGACGGUUUCUGAUGGUUUCGGGUUUGGGUGGACGGAAUUACUUGCAGACCCAGAAUGUUAUCCCAGCACUCGUACUACAUACAGAGGAUUAUUCGCUGCAGAGCUAUUAUUGUAA